This is a messenger RNA of Perognathus longimembris pacificus (Pacific pocket mouse), 2721 nucleotides long. RefSeq names its product transcription factor 7 like 1 (gene Tcf7l1). Gene Ontology annotation, cellular component: beta-catenin-TCF complex. The transcript is spliced from 12 exons. The coding region runs from base 5 to 1786 and encodes 593 amino acids. Gene Ontology annotation, molecular function: RNA polymerase II cis-regulatory region sequence-specific DNA binding; DNA-binding transcription factor activity, RNA polymerase II-specific. Gene Ontology annotation, biological process: regulation of transcription by RNA polymerase II; canonical Wnt signaling pathway. Lineage: Eukaryota; Metazoa; Chordata; Mammalia; Rodentia; Heteromyidae. The record is from RefSeq and is a predicted model, not a curated record.
CACCAUGCCCCAGCUCGGUGGCGGUGGCGGCGCCGGCGGCGGCGGCGGCGGCGGAGGAGGAGGCGGAGGCGGCGGCGGCUCGGGAGCCGGGGCGGCCAGCGGCGGGGACGACCUCGGGGCGAACGACGAGCUGAUCCCCUUCCAGGACGAGGGGGGCGAGGAGCAGGAGCCGAGCAGCGACAGCGCCUCGGCGCAGCGGGAUCUGGACGAGGUCAAGUCGUCCCUGGUCAACGAGUCGGAGAAUCAGAGCAGCAGCUCGGACUCGGAGGCGGAGAGGCGCCCGCAGCCCGCCCGGGACGCUUUCCAGAAGCCGCGGGACUAUUUCGCCGAAGUGAGAAGGCCCCAGGACGGCGCGUUCUUUAAGGGACCCGCAUACCCGGGGUACCCCUUCCUGAUGAUCCCGGACCUGAGCAGCCCGUACCUCUCCAACGGCCCCCUGUCUCCCGGAGGAGCGCGCACGUACCUACAGAUGAAAUGGCCCCUCCUCGAUGUCCCCUCCAGUGCCACAGUCAAGGACACCAGAUCACCAUCUCCAGCACACUUGUCUAACAAAGUUCCCGUUGUUCAGCACGCACAUCACAUGCACCCGUUGACACCCCUCAUCACCUACAGCAACGACCACUUCUCCCCUGGCUCCCCUCCUGCACACCUGUCCCCAGAGAUCGAUCCAAAGACAGGAAUCCCUCGGCCCCCUCACCCGUCUGAGCUGUCACCAUAUUACCCACUAUCUCCUGGAGCUGUUGGACAAAUCCCCCAUCCCCUCGGCUGGCUCGUCCCACAGCAAGGACAGCCCAUGUACUCCCUCCCUCCUGGUGGCUUCCGGCACCCUUACCCUGCCCUUGCCAUGAACGCGUCGAUGUCCAGCCUGGUCUCCAGUCGGUUCUCCCCACACAUGGUGGCUCCUGCCCAUCCUGGCCUGCCCACCUCAGGGAUCCCCCACCCAGCCAUCGUCUCCCCUAUUGUCAAACAGGAGCCAGCACCUCCCAGCCUGAGCCCCGCGGUGAGCGCGAAAUCCCCCGUCACCGUGAAGAAGGAGGAGGAGAAGAAGCCACACGUGAAGAAGCCUCUGAACGCCUUCAUGUUGUAUAUGAAGGAGAUGAGGGCCAAGGUGGUGGCUGAGUGCACCCUGAAGGAAAGCGCGGCCAUUAACCAAAUCCUGGGAAGAAAAUGGCACAACCUGUCUCGAGAAGAGCAGGCCAAAUACUACGAGCUGGCCCGGAAGGAGCGGCAGCUUCAUUCCCAACUCUACCCCACCUGGUCAGCGCGGGACAAUUACGGUAAGAAAAAGAAGAGGAAGAGAGAAAAGCAGUUGUCACAGACACAGUCACAGCAGCAAGUCCAAGAGGCAGAGGGUGCUCUGGCCUCCAAGAGCAAGAAGCCAUGCGUUCAGUACCUGCCCCCUGAGAAGUCUUGUGACAGCCCUGCCUCCUCCCAUGGCAGCAUGCUAGACUCCCCUGCCACCCCCUCUGCCGCCUUAGCCUCACCAGCUGCCCCGGCUGCCACCCACUCAGAGCAGGCGCAGCCCCUCUCCCUCACCACCAAGCCGGAGACGCGGGCGCAGCUGGCUCUGCACGCAGCUGCCUUCCUGUCCGCUAAGGCCACAGCCACUUCGCCCAGCCAGAUGGGCAGCCAGCCUCCUCUCCUCUCCCGACCCCUCCCGCUAGGAUCCAUGCCCACUGCUCUGCUCACCUCCCCCCCUUCCUUCCCAGCCACACUCCAUGCCCACCAGGCCCUCCCUGUGCUCCAGGCCCAGCCUCUUUCCUUGGUCACCAAGUCUGCCCACUAAGCUAUCUCCUCCCCACCCCCCACCCCCACCCCAUCUAUGCAGGCUGUCACGUGACUCAUUGAGUAGUAAUCAUUCAGAAGAAGAAAAAAAAACAAAAAGGAAACUUUAUUGGUCAAUAUUUGACCACUCUGGACUGUUUUGUAAAGUGACUGGUAACCAACGGCACUUUACAUUUUGUAGAUGUAACCAGUAGCUGAUCUUCAGGCUUUUUUUUUUUUUAAUAAAAGAAAAACAAAAGUAAAAAAGAAAAAAAAAACAAAAUAACAACAAAAAAAAAACCUAUACAAGAAAGAGAACUGAAAAGUAGUGUGUUAUUCUCCCUGUGUGUGCGGUGGUGGCCGAGUCUGGGCAGGAGACCCCUUCUCUCUACCUCUCUGCUAUCCGUCUGCCCUUCUCUCUCCUCUCCGGUCCCCGCCUGGCCGAGCUUUGGUGGACAGGAUGGCUGGCGCCUCCUCAUCCAAAUCCAUUCCUGUUCCCGAGCCUGCUCUUCCCACGCGCUCACCACCAUGACUUCUCCCCCUUGUCCUCUGCCCAGUGGAAGGCUGUGACCAUGUGUGAAGACAUACCGGCCAACCUCCAACCCCUGGGGGCAAACAGGUCCUCUGAAAUGGUUCCCCACCCCACAUGUAAAGGGACGCAAGGUGCCUGUCAUUUCCUCUGUGAAGAAGUCAGUGUUCCUCCUCCCUCACCAGCCAAGACCCAGCCCGCAGCCUCAGCGGGCGGGCAGGACCCGGCCCCAGGGCCUGCCUCCCGUCACCUGGGGCUGCGCUAGCACAACCUGCCAAAGUUCGUAAGACCCUCUGCCCUCUCCCCAACACUUCACAUGCUUCUUCUGUGUCUAUUUCAUUUUUGUUUUUAAUGGGUUUUUUUUUUGGAACAAUUUAAAUUCCCAGUUGUUUAUUUUCACAAAAGAAAAUAAAAUUGCAGUUGCAAGA